This is a messenger RNA of Leptinotarsa decemlineata (Colorado potato beetle), 4832 nucleotides long. RefSeq lists its product as uncharacterized. Lineage: Eukaryota; Metazoa; Arthropoda; Insecta; Coleoptera; Chrysomelidae. The record is from RefSeq and is a predicted model, not a curated record. Gene Ontology annotation, molecular function: protein binding.
AGUAAAGUACCACUUCUCGAAUGAAGAAACAAUGAAAAGUAAAACUCCUUACUUGGAUUCCAUUCUGACUAAUCCUUUCGCCUGGUAGGAAAUCAUCACUGUGUUAUUCAUCAAAAAUGAAACGUCAAAAUGAUCGGUUUUAAAAAAGUUAUUCUUCUGUUACUGCUAACGAAUAUAUGGAGAGAAGUCAACAGCCAGGAAAGGAAAUGUCCGUCCUUGGAUACCAUUUUGCCUUGUCGGUGUUUGGUGAAGGAUCAGGAUUUUCAGAUAUGGUGCUCCCACAGCAGCUUACCGAACAUACUAGAAGGUCUAAAAUCCCUAGGUCGGUAUAUAUCAGAUCCCAUAGACGAACUGAUCUUGGAGAAUAACUUCCUCCCUUCCCUACCAGGAAGAUCAUUUGCCCCACUCAAAGUGCUCCGAUUGAUGCUACGUCACAACAGCCUCGAAAGAGUGUCAACCGAUUGGCUAGCUGGUCUUGAAUCGAGCAUAAUGGAAAUUUUCAUCGUGGAACCGCAACUCUCCAGUGUGCCAGAAUCAUCCCUCUCGCUCAUGAAGAAUCUUCGAGCUGUCACUAUACAAUCCAAAUCUAUGAAGCGUUUACCAAUAUUCUCGGGGCUUCCUAAAUUGAAGUACAUCCACGUUGAGUCGAACUCUCUGCUGGAGAUAUCAUCAGCCAACUUCAAAGAUAAUCCUUCUUUGGAAAAGCUGCACAUUGUAUCCAGCCCUAGGCUGACCAGGCUUGAGGCUAAUCUGUUCGAUGAUCUUCCAAAACUUGAUCUCAUCAAUAUUACGAAUUGCGGUCUCAACUGGUUACAUCCUAGAGCAAUGAGAAGACUUCCCAGUUUAGUAGAACUGUCUUUGGUUGGAAAUAAGUUCACUGAUGCCGGAUUAGUAGGCAGGGCUAGUCGAGAUUUACCGCAACUGGAAAUAAUCAGACUAGACCACAAUCAAGUGCAGCGGCUCGCAGAAGCAACAUUUGUUGACCUUCCAUCUGUGAAGAAGAUCCACUUAUCGAACAACUUCAUCAAGGAAAUCGAGUACGGUGCCUUCCACAGAUUGCCAGCUCUUCGCAGUUUAGAUCUGACUCGAAACAUGCUGAGGCACUUCCAUCCCAGGAGCUUCCUGCACCCUUCAGAGAGCAUGGUAGAGGAGCUUUUGAUAAUGUACAAUGAUGUCAGUAACAUUAUGGAGCUUCGUUCGAUUCUUGAUGGAUUGCCGAGACUGGUGUUCCUAGACAUGAGCUACAACAGGUUGAGAUCGAUACCUUUUGGGGCUUUGAGAGGCCAUCCAACUCUUGAACAGCUGAAUUUGGGUUAUAACCUGCUGCGUGGCAUUGACAAAGAGGCAUUUCUACUGAUGCCAGCUCUUAGAGAACUCGGACUGAAGAACAACUCGCUGACUGACCUUUUGGAAACACCUUUUUGGAACCUGCCGUCACUGAAAGGGUUGGAUCUCAGUAAAAACAUCUUCAGAAGGCUGGAGCCUAGGUUUCUCGCAAACGUAGGAUCUCUAAGACGAAUAGAUGCAAGCCACAACGAGAUGAGUUUCUUGCAUCCUGAAGUGUUUCAACCCACUCCCUUUCUCGAGCAUAUCAACGUUUCUUUCAACAACCUGAAGAAUGUACAUCACGUGACGUUCAGACAUCUCACGCAGCUGUAUGAGCUAGAUAUGAGUCACAACUUUUUAAAAAUGUUAGUAACGGAUUUGCCGAGGAAUAUCGAGCAUUUACAUCUGCAUCAUAAUAAGAUAUCGAAGAUUUCCAUUCAAGAUUUAGUUUUGCCAGCUUUGAGACUAUUAGAUUUGUCGUUUAACAGGAUACACAGUAUUCCGAGAGGGUCGUUGAAGGGUUUGGUGCAUUUGAAGCGGCUUUAUAUGAGUUCGAACUUACUGCAGACCCUUGAAGAUUCUUCAUUCGAUGGUUUGAACCAACUUGAAACCUUAGACCUAAGCCGAAACAGGUUGGUGCAGAUCCAUCCAGCAUCAAUGAAAGCCCUGGCGACACUCAGACACUUGAAUAUGGCUGACAACGAAGUGAGCCUUUUAGGGCCCAACUUGCUUACCAGUAGUAAAAACAUCCAGAAUGUUAAUGUGAGCAGAAACAAGUUAUCUGAAAUUUUCCCUGGAACUUUGGAUAACAUUGACAACCUGGAAAUAUUGGACAGCUCCCAUAAUCUACUGGUACAGUUUCCCCAAGCUUUGUAUGGUCAUAAACGCUUGAAAAACCUAAAUUUAUCGAGUAAUCGCAUAAAAACUAUAAACGCUACUGUCCUGAAUAGCUUGACGAGCUUAAGGGAGCUCAAACUAAGUAGAAAUUUCAUAAAGCUUCUCGAAGAAAAUACCUUCGCCAAUCUGAAGCAACUGAAGAACAUUCAUUUGGACGAUAAUGAAGUUGAAUACGUCGAGCCCAACUCCCUGAAGAUGUUACCAGCACUAAAGUCGAUCAAACUUGAUAGAAAUAGGAUCACUAAACUGCCAAACAUGGCUUUCAACAACCUCCCUUCAUUGCAAAGUAUAGAACUGCAGCAGAACAAGCUGAGGAAUAUCGAACCAAACGCCUUCAAUCUGGUACCUUACUUACUUUUGCUGAAUUUGAGUCAUAACGAGCUGAAGAGCUUUGACCACGUGGGUUUGACAGGCUUGAGCUCUGUGGAGCUGUUGGACUUGAGUUUCAAUAAAAUUUCCAGGCUGAAAAGAGAUAAUUUGAAGAGAUUAGAGUGGCUAGUAGAGUUGAGAAUAGAUAACAACGAUAUUUGCGAAGUUGAGGAAGGCGUUUUCGACAACAUGUUGCGUCUGAGAGCUCUCAGUAUGGAGAAUAACAGAAUUAUGCACAUUCCCGAGAUGGCUGUUCAAAGACUCAGGAGUAACGUUGCAAAAAUUGACAUGAAGGGGAACCCCCUUUUAUGUUCCUGCAGUAUGCUCUGGCUGCAAGCUUGGCUAAAAGAAUCAUCCCAAGAGGGUCCCCAAUGUUCAGACGGCAGUUUCCUUCGAGAAAUGAGACUCGACCCCAGAGACUGCCCAGACACGGAAAGAUCGAAAAAAAUUCGAAAUGAGUGCGACUCGGAACUUCUGAGUGGCGCAGGUUUUUCGGAUAGGCCAAAUUUGUACUCCACCUCUCAGAUCUCAUUUAAUUCUAAGUAUAGUUUCAAGAACUUCUCCAAGAACACACUGGAUGGCAAUUCCAAAGGCAGUUCUGGAAAUAAGAACUUUUUAGCUCCUUCUCCCGAAGAUUCCGAUUAUUUUUACGACGACUACAUUGAUUAUCCUUUCAACGAAACCAUUGCUGCGUCAGGAAAUGGAAAAGAUAAAGAACAAAGCACGCCAAGUUCUCUAGAAAGAUUCCAGAUGGCUACAAAAUCGACAAAUGAUAACACAACAGGUAACACCCCUACAUUAUACGCAGCUCCAAAGAACCCCAAGCCAUCGAUCCCUCCGAAGGUGAGCCAUUCUCCGAGUACCAGCGGCUUUACAUUUUUCGGUCUACCAAUCCCAAGCUUCAACGUCAGCAACCUCUUUGGAGGUAAUAAGCGAGCCACAUCUCGCUCACCGGCGAAAAUGGAAAGAAAAGCUGCUAUUGUCAAUCAGCCAACGAAGGAGAAGAGGAAGUCUUUGCUUCAAACGAAUAAUUCACCCGCAUCUUUACUACCAGAGCUACAGGGCGGUUUUCUACCAAUGUUGCCAGCUUACGGAGGUUUCAAACCAAUUCCUGAUCCUAAUCUGGCAAUGCAAAGAGCGGUAAUCAAUACUGGGGUGAGGAAAGUCAAUGUAGAGAGGACUGAGGUAGUUUCAAACGAAAGUUCCUUCAUCCAAUUUGCAAACAGUACUAAAUCCAAUAACCGGGGCAUGAAGAGCCAGCUGGUUUCUGAUGAGUUAACCAAAACUGCUUUCCACUUGCAAAAUAUUGCGAACGUCAAAAUAUCUAAUCAGACUGAGAAACGGGUUGUACUUGAACAACCCAUCAACAGAACAGAGAAGAAUGUGAUAGCUGAGCAGAGUGUGCAGAGACCUGUAUUUUCCGAAACCACCGUUCCAUCUGUGAAAAAAACUACAACGACUCGCGUUUUACCCAGCAGUUCUCAAGAAGUCGAGAUUGAAAUUUACGACACAACAAUUUACACUCCAGUAACUAACGAGCCUGGAAUAAUUGGAACAUCCCUGCAGUUGAUAGAUGAUACAACUCAAACCACGGAAGAAGUAUCAACCGGAUCAAAAAUUAGACCAAUCAUUCCAACAGAUGUCGGACCAGAGAUGAAAACUGAGGCAACACCAGUUGAGAACUCAACUGAAUCAAGGAAAGUUAUAAAAGCUGGAGCAACACCAGUUGAGAACUCAACUGAAUCAAGGAAAGUUAUAAAAGCUGGAGCAACACUAGUUGAGAACUCAACUGGGUCAAUCUUGUCAACGUUCCUGGUUCCUGCAGGUCAGUCUGUACACGUAAGGCCGUCUGCGAAGUCUACAAUCACAAAGGUAGCUUCCCCUCACAACUCCGCCAGUGCUCCUCUGCUUUCGAAGUUGGGAGUUGCAGAUGAAUUGGAUUUACCACCAGAAGAAAAAGUUAAAGAAGAGAAAGAAGAGGAAGAGCUGAUUAUGGCAUCCGAGGAAGAUGUUCAAAGAAGCGGCAACGACUGGUACUUUGAAAAUUAUAAUAAGAAUAACAUAGAACCGUUCGUUGCAAAAAUAGUGAAUACUAAUAGAGGUGAUUGUAGAAAUGUACAUAGUUUCUGGUUUGUGAUAGUUGUUAUGAGUUAUGUGGUAGUAAAUUAGCUUGUACUUGUAUAGUGUAUUUUGUUUUCUAUACCGAAUUUAUAAAAGUUAGUCUCAUAAACUAUGGCUAA